UAUUUCAGAAGGAUACUUCAAGAACUUAUCCUACAAUUACAAGUUUUUAAUUAAUUUCAAUUAAUAGAUCACACAAAUGAAUAAAAACAGAACCUAACUUCUUCCCUCUUUGAUUGUUUUAAAUUAAAGUUUAAUUCUUACAAUUCUAAAUCUACGGUAAUCUAAUGAAUAAUUUUUAAUAUCUAUUUCUGUUUUAAAUCUUAAUUAGGUAAUUAGAUGUUACAAUUUAACGAACAACGCAUUAUUUAAUCGUUUUUGUCAAGUGAUUGUAGGUGGAUGGGUGAUAGAGCGUCGCCACCAGACGAAAUUUCAACGAUAGCAUGGGUGGGAUAAAUUUGGAAUCGACCAUCUCGUUUUGGACGAAACACGCGUAUGUUUUACGUUAGUUCCGUCGCUGUUUCGCGUCGAGGAACGUUUCCUCAACGUGCCCGACUUGACGUAUUCAACCAGAAAUAUCAUCAUAAAUAUCAUUACCAGUUACAACACAUUUCCUAGUGCAUAAAUCAUUAGUUGCCUAUGACGUUUAACAUAAACAACGCAUUUAUCGUAUGAUCUAACAUAUUCUUCCAUUUACAAUUAAAACAUACACAUGGAACUAUAAUAAAACGAAUGAAACAGGGCUCGAAAACUAAGUAGAAACGGUGUUUCUGUUGUCAACGCAUCAAGACGACAAUCGUGAACGUGAUAAAUAGAGAUCGUUGUUGGUUGAAGUGGAAUUGUGGGCACGGGAAGAUAUCGAAGAUCCAACAGGCGAAGGUAGAAAGAUUCGAAGAGAAGCACGAUGGACGAGGAGAAGAGAAGUUGAGUGUGCUUCGAGGUGGAAAGCACGAUGCCACGUUCACGACAGGAAGCGUUCGAGCUGAUGGUCGAGGCAGAGAAACCCUCCAAGUGCAUCAGGUUCCUGCGACUUUUGUGGAAGUUCUUCAGAUGCGUUUUUUCCCACGUGUCGUUGAUCUCGUUGGUCGUGCUUUAUUGCGUGAUCGGAGCGUACGCUUUCGAAGCCCUCGAAGCAAACCACGAAAAAGAGAUAAAAAGAAACAUCAAAGACAUAAGAGGGAACGUAGCAGAACAGCUCUGGAAGAUCACGAAAGAAGUCGAGGUUCUGAUUCGUGAAAAUUGGACGGAGAAGGCGUUGCGAGAGUUAAAGGUACCAUUUUCAUCACUCAAGGCUUGUAACGACCAUUUCUCUGCAACGUAUGCCUAUUUUUCUCCGCAGAGUUUUGAGAGCAAUCUUGUGUGGAUGAUGGAGAAAGAAGGCUGGAAUGGUAGCGAGGGAGAAGAUGAUAUUCAAUGGACUUUUGCUGGUGCCCUAUUUUACUCUAUCGUUGUUAUCACAACUAUCGGAUACGGUCACAUCGCCCCGAAGACGAAGAACGGAAAAGUCGUGACCAUAUUCUACGCCAUCCUCGGGAUUCCCUUGAUGUUACUCUGCCUCUCCAACAUCGGGGACAUUAUGGCGUCGAGUUUCAGAUUUUUAUACUGGAGGGUGUGCUGCUACGUAUGCACGAAACCACCGACCAAGAAGAGACGACCUAGGUCUCAUUUCGGAAGAUCCCAUUCCGUUCGACAGCCAGGGCGGUACGGGGCGAGCAGAGGAGCCUUUCGAAGAUCCAUCAGAAUGAGUCAGAGGUCUGCGGAUUCGGCUUUGGGCCUGUCCGAUUACAUGACGAGGUCCUCCUUCUCCGACACGGAGUACAAAUACAACCCUCGCCGGUACGAGGAUAACGAUCAGAAGAGACCAAGCCCUUAUCCCUCGGUGAAUCCGAAUUUCGGAUUCAAGUCAGCAACGGUCAGCAGGUACUCGGAUCUACCCGUGUCCAGCCCGAAAACAACCAGAGCCAGUCCCAAGAUGACCACGCAAUCGCUGGACAGGAAGUUGGUGAUGCGUUCGUUCACCGACACCGAUCGCUCGGCAGUUCUGUGCAACAGAUACGCCUUGGACGAACUGGAGAACGAGCUGCGACGAUGGCAAACUUCCGCCGGAAACGAAGCUGAAAAAGAGAAUAAACCAGACACUCCCGAGGUCGACGUUAAACGCGCACCAUUGGCCGGUAGGUCGUUACCCAGGAGAUGUCUGUCGGUGGAAGGCGCUACCACUAAUUACAAGACGAAUUUAGCGCCUCCUCUAAGACCACCUUCCAUUUAUUUGGAAAUGGAGAACGGAAGGAGAGGUCAGAGUAUUAGGACCAAGCGUUACAGAAGCAACUACCCCGUUGCUCGGACCUACAGACGAGAGUCAUUAGCACCGGAUAUGAUACCAGCUAAUUAUCCCGGUCAUAGACAAAUGUAUCCUGAUGAAUUCGAUUCUGAUUACGAGUAUUACAUCGAGGACCAGGAAAGGCAGCCCAUCAAACCAGUGCCCAUCUGGUUAUGCGUGUUCCUGGUGGUCAGUUACAUUUUCGGUGGUGCAUUUUUGUUCAGCGCCUGGGAACACUGGCCAUUUCUCGAUUCCGCUUACUUUUGCUUCAUCACUCUCACCACCAUCGGAUUCGGCGAUUUCGUCCCGGCGUAUAAGCUGGACGCUCACAAAGGGAUCGCGGUUUGCUCGUUGUACUUGCUAUUUGGAAUUGCUUUGCUGGCGAUGAGCUUUAAUCUGGUGCAAGAGGAGGUCAUCAACAACGUGAAGAACGUGGCGAAGAGGCUCGGGAUCAUCAAAGAGAGCGACGACGAGGAAGAUGCCGAGGACCUAGACGCGUACGACGUCGAAUACAACGACGAGGUCGACAACGAGCACCUCGAGGGCUACGUCCUCGAUAGCCCUCGAUGUCACUCGAUGCCUCGAAACUCUCGCGGAAUUUCCAUCGCGUAGCGUCCCGA
Osmia bicornis bicornis is the source of this 2817-nucleotide messenger RNA. RefSeq lists its product as uncharacterized. The coding region runs from base 830 to 2809 and encodes 659 amino acids. The transcript is spliced from 10 exons. Gene Ontology annotation, cellular component: membrane. Lineage: Eukaryota; Metazoa; Arthropoda; Insecta; Hymenoptera; Megachilidae. Gene Ontology annotation, biological process: potassium ion transmembrane transport; stabilization of membrane potential. The record is from RefSeq and is a predicted model, not a curated record. Gene Ontology annotation, molecular function: potassium ion leak channel activity.